AUGCAGACUGCUUCUACAGACAUUUGUGAAAGACUGUGCAAUAAGUCCAUCCGCAACAUUUCCCUGCUACUAAAUAUUCCACAGUCAACUGUUAGUGGUAUUAUAACAAAGUGGAAGCAACUGGGAACAACAGCAACUCAGCCAUGAAGUGGUAGGCCAUGUAAAAUGACAGAGGGGGUCAGCGCAUGCUGAAGAGCACAGUGCGCAGAAGUCGCCAACUGUCUGCAGAGUCAAUAGCUAAAGACCUCCAAACUUCAUGUGUCUUCAGAUUAGCACAACAACAGUGUGUAGAGAGCUUCAUGGAAUGGGUUUCCAUGGCCAAGAAGUUGCAGCCA
Staurois parvus is the source of this 335-nucleotide messenger RNA. Lineage: Eukaryota; Metazoa; Chordata; Amphibia; Anura; Ranidae. The record is from the annotation of a GenBank genome assembly.